Molecule: messenger RNA, 1815 nt
Organism: Lodderomyces orthopsilosis Co 90-125
Lineage: Eukaryota; Fungi; Ascomycota; Pichiomycetes; Serinales; Debaryomycetaceae
Gene: PTR22
Product: Ptr22p
Exons: 1
Coding region: 1-1815 (604 amino acids)
Biological process (GO): oligopeptide transport; transmembrane transport
Cellular component (GO): plasma membrane; fungal-type vacuole
Molecular function (GO): tripeptide transmembrane transporter activity; dipeptide transmembrane transporter activity
Source: RefSeq, a predicted model, not a curated record
AUGUCAGAAAAAAACAACCAUAUACAAAGUGUUGAAGAACCAAUACAACCACAACACCAAGAUGAAGCAUUCACUUCUUCGUCAGAUGCAUCACCAUCUGUAACAAAUGAAAAACAACAAAAUGUCAUACAUACCAAUUCUCUUGGUGAAGAUGCUGAAGUCAAGAAAUCAACUUCAAACGAACUCAACUUUAUUGAUGAUUCCCUUCAAGAGGAAGAUGAAGGUAGAGAACCAACAGAACAUGAAUUUAAAACAUUGAGACAUGUCGCUGAUAGAAUCCCAUAUGCAGCUUGGUUAGUUGCUGUUGUUGAAUUGGCAGAAAGAUUCUCCUACUAUGGGUUAUCAGCUCCUUUCCAAAACUAUAUGCAAAAUGGACCUAAUGAUCAUCCCAAGGGACAAUUGGAUUUAAAACAACAAGGUGCUACUGCAUUGUCUUAUUUUUUCCAAUUCUGGUGUUAUGUCACUCCUAUCUUUGGUGGUUGGAUUGCCGAUACCUAUUGGGGUAAAUACAAGACCCUUUUCGUUGCUUGUUUUGUUUACAUUGUUGGUAUUUUGAUCUUGUUUGUCACUUCAAUUCCAUCCAUCACUAGCAAAAACACUGCUCUUGGGGGUUACGUCACUGCUAUUAUCAUUAUUGGUGUUGGUACUGGGUUAAUCAAGUCCAAUGUGUCACCAUACUUGGCUGAUCAAGUUCCAAAAAGGAAACCAAGAAUUUCAGUGAGAAAGAAUGGGGAACGUGUUAUUGUUGAUCCAAAUAUCACUGUGCAAAAUAUAUUUUUAUGGUUUUAUUUAAUGAUUAAUAUUGGAAGUUUGUCAGUUAUUGCCACUACUGAAUUAGAAGCUCAUGUUGGAUUCUGGGCUGCUUAUUUAUUGCCAUUCUGUUUCUUUUUCCUUGCCUUGGCUUCAUUGGUUGCUGGUAAGAACAAAUCGGUUGAUAUUCCAGUUUCAGAUAAAAUCAUCAAUAAAACUUUUAAAUGUGCUUGGGUUGGUAUGACUAAUGGAUUUAACCUUGACAAUGCUAAACCUUCUGUUCAUCCAGAAAAGGAAUACCCAUGGACUGAUCAUUUCGUUGAGGAAGUUAGACGUGCUUUAUAUGCAUGUAAAGUGUUUGUGUUUUAUCCAGUUUAUUGGGUCACUUAUGGUCAAAUGUUGAACAAUUUUGUUUCGCAAGCAGGUCAAAUGAGAGCACAUGGAUUGCCAAACGAUUUCUUACAAGCUUUUGACUCCAUUUGUAUUAUUAUCUUUAUUCCAAUCAUGGAAAGAUUUGUUUAUCCAUUCCUCAGAAGAUUCACCCCAGUGAAACCUAUUACCAAAAUUUUCUUUGGUUUCAUGUUUGGAACUGGUGCUAUGAUCUAUGCCGCUGUCUUGCAACACUAUAUUUACAAAUCUGGUCCAUGUUAUGAUGAUCCAGGUGCAUGUCCAAACGGUAACAAUAUCCACAUUGCUUUACAAACUCCAGCCUACUGGUUAAUUGCCAUGUCGGAAAUUUUCGCAUCAGUCACUGGUUUAGAAUAUGCCUACACUAAAGCACCAGUAUCGAUGAAAUCAUUCAUUAUGGCUCUUUUCCUCGUUACCAAUGCUUUCGGUUCAGCUAUUGGUAUUGCAUUGUCACCAGUCAGUAAAGACCCCAAGAUGGUUUGGACUUAUACUGGUUUGGCUGUGGCUUGCUUUAUUGGUGGUUGUUUAUUCUGGGUCAUUUACAGUAGUUACAACUCCAAAGAAGAUUCAUGGAAUGAUUUGGAAUAUGAAAAUGAGUUGGAUGAAGCUGUUUUGAGACCAGUUCACUCAUUAGCUCAUUCAGUAAAGAGCAUCUAG